This is a messenger RNA of Mytilus californianus (California mussel), 1914 nucleotides long. RefSeq lists its product as uncharacterized. The transcript is spliced from 3 exons. The coding region runs from base 1 to 1914 and encodes 637 amino acids. The record is from RefSeq and is a predicted model, not a curated record. NCBI's taxonomy places the organism in Eukaryota, Metazoa, Mollusca, Bivalvia, Mytilida, Mytilidae.
AUGGAGGAGAUACUUAAAGAGAAAAAUACUUACCAUCUACAGAAUGUAUUUGACGAAAGCCCAGGGAUUAUUGAUGUUUUAUUUUCAUUAAGACAUGAUGAAAAGGCUGUACUAGUUGGAACAUGUGGUGGAAAUGUGGAGACUGUCAGAUAUUUAGAUACACAAGAAGAUUUGUCGUCAGGGAAAUACGCAAGGACAACAGCAAACGAAACCAUCGUAGCCGAUACAACAACAGUUGCACUAAAAUUAAAGACUUCGUCUGGAACAACACAUAAUCAGAUGACAAGUAAUAUGUCGAUUUCCUCCGAAGCAUCAACGCAAAUGUCAACAGUAAAGAAAUCACAUAUCUCAUCUGGAGCAUCAACUCCACACUUUACAGCUUCAAUUGACCGAACUACUAAUAUGGAAGUCGGUAUGGAUACAACUCGAACUGAAACAAACGAAGUAACAAGACAUCAAUUGUCGUUAACGUCUACAGAUGAAGCAACAUCUAUUUUUAAAUCAUCUGCUCCACGUUUAACAGAUGGAACGAUUAGAACGUCUACAAAAUCUGAAACAAGGCUGUCUACUCCUAAGGGUGAAGGUUCAAUGUUAGUCGAUGAAACACCAUCGAAUAUUAUGUUUGAAGCAUCAACUCCACACUAUACUGCUUCUAUUGACCGAGCUACUAAUAUAGAAGUCGAUAUGGAUACAACUCAAACCCAAACACCGGACGUAACAAGUCAAUUGUCGACAAAUCACCUGUCAGCUACAAAUAAGGAAGUUUCUACCAAAUCAGCAGUAACAACUGGAAUAUCUAAAACUUCAAUAUCUGACACUAAAGCCGAAGCUGCACGUAAAGCAUAUACAUCAAACGGUGUUUCUGACACUCAAACCGAAGCUGCACGUAAAGCAUAUACAUCAAACGGUGUUUCUGACCAUCAAACCGAAGCUACACGUAAAGCAUAUACAUCUAACGGUGUUUCUGACACUCAAACUGAAGCUGCACGUAAAGCAUAUACAUCAAACGGUGUUUCUGACACUCAAACCGAAGCUGCACGUAAAGCAUUUACAUCUAACGGUGUUUCUGACACUGAAACUGAAGCAACACGUAAAGCAUACAAAUCUUAUGGUGUUUCUGACCCUCAAACUGAAGCUACACGUGAAGCACAUACAUCUAACGGUGUUUCUGACACUGAAACUGAAGCAACACGUGAAGCAUACAAAUCUUAUGGUGUUUCUGACACUAACACUGAAGCUACACGUGAAGCGGAUACAUCUUAUGGUGUUUCUGACACUCAAAUUGAAGCUACACGUGAGGCAUAUACAUCUAACGGUGUAUCUGACCCUCAAACUGAGGCUUCACGUGAAGCAUAUACAUCUAACGGUGUUUCUGAACAUCAAACUGAAGCCUCACGUGAAGCUUACACAUCUUAUGGUGUUUCUGACACCAACACUGAAGCUACACGUGAAGCAUAUACAUCUAAAGGUCUUUCUGUUACUCAACAAACAAAAAUAAUUCGUAGAGUCUUCAAUACAAAAUUUAUUUCAGAGACUACUACAUCUACGACAAGCAACUCGUCAGAAGUAGACCAAAAGAAACGUCUGGAACUAACAAGUACAGCAGAAGGCAUAAAGAAUGAAACUUGUAUCCAAAAAUGUAACUGUCUGUCUUUUAUUAAUUUGAGACCAGAAGAAAUUCUUCAGAUGGUGGAGAAUUUGGUAAAAGAAUUAAAGAUUGAUAAAAAAGAAACAACUUUAGCAAAGAAUAAAAAAAUAAGUGCAGCAGAUGAGAGACCAUCAUCACAAGCUAUAGGCCUUCUUGGAAUUCUGAUGUUGUGUUCCUCUAUAGGAAUUAUAAUACUAAGUGAUAUUGAAACCUUUGUACGGUUUAUAAAGAUUACAUUCUGUUCAAAACGGAGAAAACUAAAUUAA